UAAUGCCAUAAAUUCAUUAAAGAACAAAGCAAAAACAAUCCAGAUACCCAAAAUAAAAACACAAUCUUUCCCCCAGUCUCUCCAUUCCCUAUUCCCCAUUUUCCUCUUCUCCACUCUCUCUUUCUCUUGCUCUCUUCAACACUAUCAACAAAUAAACUUCAAGCUCUUCUGCUAAACAAAGAGCUUAUUUUUCACCUUCUUUUUUUCAGUUUGUUGAAUAGUAUGAAGUAAAUGAAAACACAACUAAACUUCUUCUUCUCAGAAGAAGAUAAUGACUCACUUUCAUCAAGAACAACAACAAAAAAUCCCAUUUUUAUUAGAUUCUCUUUACUGUGAAGAAGAAGAGACUUGGGAAGAAGAUGAUCUUUUCACUGAGAGUUCUUGCAGUGAAAAUAAAUCAAACCCUAAUCUACACGACUUGUUAUGGGAAGAAGGGGAGCUUAGCUCUCUGUUUACUAAAGAAACAGAGAAUAAAAUAAGCUACAAUGUGCUAGAAAAAAACCAAUCUUUAACUUCAUCAAGAAGAGAAGCAGUUGAAUGGAUUCUAAAAGCUACUGCUUAUUACUCUUUCUCUGCUCAAACUGCAUUUCUUGCAGUUAACUACUUUGAUAGGUUUCUCUUUAGCUUUGAUCAGUCUCAAAUUUCUAAGCCAUGGAUGAAUCAACUUGUUGCUGUGGCUUGCCUUUCACUUGCUGCAAAAGUUGAAGAGACUGAAGUUCCUCUUCUUCUUGACCUCCAAGUUGAGGAAUCAAGAUAUGUGUUUGAAUCCAAAACAGUUCAGAGAAUGGAGCUGUUGGUUCUGUCUACACUUAAGUGGAAGAUGAAUCCAGUGACCCCAUUUUCAUUUCUUGAUUAUAUCACUAGGAGGCUUGAAUUGAAGAACUUUUUAUGCUUGGAAUUUCUGAGGAGAUGUGAGAAGGUGCUUCUCUACACAAUUACUGAUGGUAGAUUCAUUGGUUUCCUUCCUUCUGCAAUGGCUUCCGCCACGAUGUUGCAUGUUCUUGAUAGGCUACAGCCCUCCAUUGGUGAGAAGUAUCAAGAUCAACUUUUGGGCAUCCUUGGAAUUGUCAAGGACAAGGUGGAGGAAUGUUAUAGGCAAAUCAAAGAGGUGGCUUGCAACAUUGAUUUUCAUUCAAAUAAACGCAAGUUUGGGAAUUUGCCAGGGAGUCCAACAGGGGUAGUGGAUGUGUCAUUUAGCUCAGAUUACUCCAAUGACUCAUGGUCAGUGGCUACUUCAGUUACUUCUUCUCCAGAGCCAUUGUCCAAGAAGACUAGGGAGUCAUGAGAAUGACAAAAUUCAACUCUCAGAGUUCCUCAUCAGAUAGAUAAUUUAAAUGUCUUUUAAAUAUUUCCUUAAUAGACUCUAGUGAACGAUCUUCACUAUAGUUACAUAUGUAUAAUGUUCAAUAACAGUACUCUGUCUCAGUUAAGUAUUAAGUUCUUGUUAUUCA
Messenger RNA from Lycium ferocissimum, 1451 nucleotides. Its product is annotated as cyclin-D3-3-like. The transcript has 4 exons. Lineage: Eukaryota; Viridiplantae; Streptophyta; Magnoliopsida; Solanales; Solanaceae. The record is from RefSeq and is a predicted model, not a curated record. Bases 272 to 1285 code for a protein of 337 amino acids. Gene Ontology annotation, biological process: mitotic cell cycle phase transition; regulation of cyclin-dependent protein serine/threonine kinase activity. Gene Ontology annotation, molecular function: cyclin-dependent protein serine/threonine kinase regulator activity. Gene Ontology annotation, cellular component: cyclin-dependent protein kinase holoenzyme complex; cytoplasm; nucleus.